This is a messenger RNA of Penicillium brasilianum, 3942 nucleotides long. The record is from the annotation of a GenBank genome assembly. Lineage: Eukaryota; Fungi; Ascomycota; Eurotiomycetes; Eurotiales; Aspergillaceae.
CGCCGUAAAUCGGGCCCGGCCAACUAGGGCGGUAAAAUUACGGUACUCGGUAUUACCAUUACCGUUUCCCAAGUCUGCGCAACUUCAUCGCGCAUCGAUUUCCCCGAGAAUCUGUCGUCCCUUCCAUAUCAUCUUCUGCUCUCCUCCUCUUUGCCUUCCUUCUUUUUCUCCUUCCCAUUCGAAUCUCCCCCACACCCGACUCGAGCAUCUUUUUCGCGCGGUCCAUCCUCCCCUACCAGACCGACAUCUAUCUCGUCGCCGUUCGCACAAUUCCUCCGUGCGAAUCCUCCGUCUUUCCCUACACAAUCUCACAUCGGGGCAUGAGCGUCUGGAGGGUCUAGCCCCCCCUCCACGACAAGGAAGUAAAAGACCAAAAAACACAAAACAGAACCUUACCGGAGAUCUGGCUGGGUGGUGGUACUUUUUUUUGUUCCCCCAUCGUGAGUAUUACUGGGGUCUCAACCCCCCCCUCCCUCUUGUUCGCAUGUAAAAAUGGUACUGACGUCGAUGCUGACCCCGGUCGUUGGCUGCGCCAUCCUACCAAUCGCCUCGCUCGGUUGCCUUCAAUUUCUUUCCCCCCGGCAAGGGUCUCGUUUACGGCGGGUACGGGGGAAUUUCAAUUCAAACCAUCUCUCUUUUUAGCCCACCACCGUUCUCCCUCGUCUAUAUCUGCCUUUUCUCCCCUCUCCUCUCCUCGUCUUCCCUCCCCCCUCCCCCCUCNUCCCCCCUCCCCCCUCCCUCUCCUUUGGUUACCAUGGAGGGAAUGAACCAUGGAGGGCACGGGCACGGGCACGGCUACGGGCAUGGGCAUGGAGGAGCCCGACCGUCGCAGCCAUCCGCGCUGCCCUUCCCGGGAAUCGAUAUCGACUCACAUAUGAUGUCCGACGACUUCACCUUCGGCUCCACCUUCAGUCCGGCCAACUCCACUUCCAACUCCAACGCUCAGGACGGUAUGCUUUCGGACGCCAUCUUCCCGGAGUGGAAGACCGGUGCCCCGCGGGGUGGCGACAACCCCGACGAGUUACAGAAGAGCGAUCCUUUGGCUGCCCAGAUCUGGAAACUCUACACUCGAACAAAAUCUCAGCUACCAAACCAGGAGCGCAUGGAGAAUCUGACAUGGCGCAUGAUGGCCAUGAGUUUAAAACGCAAGGAACGAGAACAAGCUCGGAUAGCGCAAGCCCAAAAUGAUACCACCAGUCCCAACUCGAGCGGCAUCGCCCAGUUGCGUCUCUCGGAGCAAACGACCAAUGUUUCGCCCGAUCAUCAUGCUGACAUGCACAUGGAUGCGACGCCUGACCCGAUGAACAUUGACGAUUUUAUCGUGCCCUUUGAUUCCCCCGUUGACUAUGCCUCACAUCCCGCUGCCGACCGACACUUUAAUGCGACUCCCACUGCAUCAAUUCCCAUUAAAGCGCGCAAGGACCAUCCCGUGAAUGACUCGGCCGCCGCCGCAUCGUUCCCUCACCCACCGGCGGAUCAGCGCAAGAACAGCGAAUUUGGCUACGUCACCCGUCGAGUGCGCAAGACCAGUGUCGACGAGCGCCAGUUCUUCGCCGGUCUGGCCGUGCCGACUCGCAAGCGACCGGCCGAUUCGUCGCCCCAGGUCCCGCCCGUGUCGAACACGAUGCUGGCACAGCAUUCCGAGUUAUCCUCCACGCUUCCCGACUACUCCUUGGACCAUCCACCCUCGGCCUUUGCCAUGCCUGGAAACGGCACGCUCGGCGGGCGUCGUCCUCAGCACCACCACACCUCCAGCAUUCCCUUCAGUCUGGACACUUUCGGAGUGGCCGAGGAUCAUGGCAUUCACUCGGCUGGGCCGUAUCAGCAGCACUUUACCUUUUCUCCCUCCGAGUCCCCAAUGACUUCUGGCAAUCCAUUCUCCAACCUAUAUGCGCAGACGCCAUUGGCGUCCUCCCUCAACUCGACAGAGUUCUUCUCUCCGCCACCCUCGGGCUAUCAGUCAACCGUGUCGACUCCUCAGCCCAUCUACGAAGGAGAGCAGUCCAUGUUCUUUAACGAUGUGCCGUCUACAGACUCCCAAGCCCAGCGCCGCAUCCCGAACUACAUUCAGCAAAGAACUUCCAACCUGUCGGCAUCGCUGCAGCCACGCCACAUGUUCAACACGACCAACGGCGAGUUUUCGGCCCCAACUGCUGUCACAGGUCCGCCUGCGAACAUGCACCAAUCCGGUUUCUCCGUUCCACCACCCCAGCAUGUGGAUCCCACCCAAGUCCUGGGUUCCGGCGAGUUUUCCUCGACCGCCCCGACCAACAGCAUGUUCACGUUUGGUGGUGACUCUGAUAAUGAAGACGACGAUGGUCCCACGUAUGAACGCGGUGGUAUCACGAUGCCGAACGACUUCCCCUCCAUGGACGACGGUGACAUGAAUUCUGGCCUGACCUGGGAUUCUGGGUUCGCCGGGUCGGUCCAGUCAUUGCCAGGCUUCAAUGGCCUACACCGAAAGCAUGUCACCAUCGGAUCCAUUGAUAUGAUGGAUGGUCCUUCUGACUGGCAGCACGCGGGCAGUUUGGGUCGUGGACUCGGCUCGGCCGCCUCCGUGAGCGAUGUUCGUAACCGAGAGCAGGAUCCCCGCCGUCAGAAGAUUGCUCGCACUGCCUCAACCCCGAACGCUCCCGCACUGCUUCGACAGAGUAUGAACGGAAUCACCAGUGGCCCAUCGACCAACCACCCGUCCCCCAACACGCCUCCCGAGUCUGGUCUCAGCAGUGCAGUGCCAUCGCGUCCAGGUAGCCCUGGUGGAUCCAAGAACGGCGACCCCAAUGCCGGUCCGACCACUUGUACCAACUGCUUCACCCAGACCACUCCCCUGUGGCGCCGUAACCCCGAGGGUCAGCCGCUAUGCAAUGCUUGUGGCCUCUUCCUGAAGCUUCACGGAGUCGUUCGCCCGCUGUCGCUCAAGACCGAUGUAAUCAAGAAGCGUAACCGCAGUAGCGCCAACAGUCUCGCUGUCGGCACUUCUCGCUCGUCCAAAAAGUCAUCUCGGAAGAACUCCAUGCAGCAGGUGCCUUCCAGUCUAGUUGCCUCUCGAACUCCGAAUGGCAACUCUUCCGAGUCACCCCCCGCCAUCGUGGGAUCUAGCACGAUGGGCAAACCGGGCGUGGUCCCCAUUGCCGCGGCUCCUCCCAAGGCUGGUCCCGUUGCUGGGGUAGCUUCGGCUCGUGCUGGAGUGCAAGUGGCUCCUCGACGCCAGCGUCGCCUGGAGAAGGCUCCGACUGGGUCUGAUCCAGAUCCCGAAGAUAGCCCCCGGACCAACACGUCCGCUGGUCGGUCCAAGGUGGUACCAUUGGCACCCGCCAUGCUGCCUGCAGCCGCCAACCCAGCCAACCACAGUAUUGCUGGUGGCCAGGGUGCAAGCCAAGAGUGGGAAUGGUUGACCAUGAGUCUGUAAACGGCUUUUUUUCACCGUUGGGAAAAUCCUGCUUUUUGACUCUUUGUGAUUCUUCCAUUUCUUUUCUGUCGAUGUCUUUCGGUGCUACGGGGCUGGACUGCCACCACCUCUCUAAUCCCAUCCAUCCACGACUAAUACUCCACUUUGCUAGUGGUCCCCGCAUGGAUUUAUGAAACCCAUGCUGUUAUGCCUUUCCCCCUCCCCUUUUUAUCUCCCAUUGUCUCUUAUACGUUAACGUGUGCUUGAUGAUCUGUGUGAUUUGAUUGAUACAAUCGCGUCUGUCCGGUGCCCGAGUUUGCUUUUUCUUUUGUUUUGAUUUCGUGCUUUUUAUGUGCAACUCGGGCCCGGGCAGAAGUGCGCAUCUCAUGUCUUUUUGAUAUUUUUUUCUGGUUUCUUCUGACGUGAUUCCUCUUUUUGAUGCUUUUUUCUCGUCACUAUAUUGAUUACGCGCUGCUGAGCAGGCCCGAUGUGAUGAUCUGGACUUUUUUUUCGAAGAUUUAGACUUGAAAUUGAUUACGAUUGUUAUGACAUUA